GAUGAUUUCAUGGCGCUCAACGUGUGGAAUGUGUUCACAUUUUUCCUGGAUGAUUUCCUCGAGAGUCAAACUACUAAACUGGAGUAUUGGGUGAGAAAAUGGGAACAAAACAUAACAGAUGGCCACUCGUCUGGCACAGACUUUUUGGAUCUACUUUGUAACGAAUUGCACGUCAGAAUGAGCAAGGUACUAUCGGAGAAAUUGAUUUCGAUGCAUAAAUCAUGGUACAUGAAAUAUCUGAGUUUCUACGCUGAAACUGAAAAGGUUAAAACUGGCGAUCGUAUGUACACAUUGGAUGAAUACGAUGCACUCAGGAUCGUCGACUGUGGCUAUAUCGUCAUGCAAGUGUUCCUAUACGGAUCGGCCAAGUUUGACCCUGAUGAAUAUCCCGAAAUUGUCACUGAUGACGCGUGGACCAUGUUCAACACGUGGGCGGCGCGACACUUUUACUACGUGAAUGAUUUGUACUCGAGCAAAAAGGAGAUCUUGUUGCACCAGGGCAAAUACACCCUGAUCUACAUCAUCAUGUGCAAUUACAAAUGCGACGCCCAGACAGCGGCUGAUAAAUUGGUGACCAUGAUUACCGGGGCGUGGACCAUGGUCAUUAAUGNUGUGUGGGUGCGAGUGCUGGCUAUUCUGGUGGUUGACCCCAUUCAGGCCUUACAUUUGACCACCAGUUCCCAUACACUUUCUAAUACCGGUGCUGAUAAAGAUCCGGAUCAACCAUUUCAGUUCGCAGAGUGUAUGGACUCACAUAACCUAACCUCUGUUGUGGACAAGAAUCGGCACCAGUGGCUAAAAUUAGGAAAGAGCUUACGACAUGGAUUUGAACGACUUGCAAAUAAGCCAGAUAAUUUUGCAUUCGCUGUACGCACUGAUCUGGCUGACCUACUGGAUGGCAUCGGCACCACUCUCAUCAACUCGACUAAACACCAAACGGCUAAAACCACGUAUGACUUCCGCCAAAUACCACCGAAAUUAUUAAAUCAAUCUGGGUCAACCAGCUCGGGUAUAUUGAGACCGAAAGUGACCACCCUUAUACGGGCCAAUGUGUGCACUCGGCUGAACAUUGUCCGUCGAGAAUACCACGAUGAAGACGUCUAUGAGAUGCUGCUGCACGACUACUCCCCGGUGGUGGUGUACGUGAGGUCCAGUUCCCAGUCGUUUCAGACAUACUCCGGGGGUAUACUCGAUGCGAACGACUGCGGAGGUCCUGUGGAUCACUCGCUACUGUUUGUGGGGUAUGGCGUGGAAAAUGGUACCCAAUAUUGGAUCGCUAGGAAUAGUUGGGGCGCUGAAUGGGGUGAAAAUGGUUAUAUACGUAUAGUAAGGGGUAAAAGUAUGUGCGGUGUUGGUGAUGGUGGUUAUGUGGCUGUAAGUGAAAACUGA
Molecule: messenger RNA, 1389 nt
Organism: Oppiella nova
Lineage: Eukaryota; Metazoa; Arthropoda; Arachnida; Sarcoptiformes; Oppiidae
Source: the annotation of a GenBank genome assembly